This is a messenger RNA of Penicillium vulpinum, 195 nucleotides long. RefSeq lists its product as uncharacterized. The transcript has a single exon. The record is from RefSeq and is a predicted model, not a curated record. Lineage: Eukaryota; Fungi; Ascomycota; Eurotiomycetes; Eurotiales; Aspergillaceae. Bases 1 to 195 code for a protein of 64 amino acids.
AUGGAAAAUACAAAUCCCAACGAAGCCCUGGCCCUCCUAUGGGCCUAUGAGCUCAACCGGGAGAACAAACAGUUGUUCAAGGGACUCAAGAAAGUGAAUCGUCGUCUCGAUGCUUGCCAGUCAACCACGUCAGCCAAUUGUGCCAAAGGUCCACAUCGAGGCGAUCAGAAAUUGAAUCAACAAUCGAAGUCAUAG